AGAAAUUAUUAAUGUCAGAUAUUUUAUUCUGUUGUACCACGUCAUUAUUAUCUGUGAUAAAAAAUAUUACAUUAAUGAAGGUCUUAAUGUCCUCUAUUAGAUAAUUCAAUUAGUUUUUUAGUGCUUUCCCAGUGACAAGAGGUAUUAUUAAACAUGAACUCUUUAGUAGUUUUAAUCGUCUGUUUGACGAUUGGAUUUCUGUCAAAUAAUGUGCAAAGUGCUGCUGUUAUGUCUGUUGACUUGGGGAAUGAAUGGAUGAAGGUUGGAGUGUUUCACCAGGUGUGCCCAUGGAAAUUGUUUUAAAUAAAGAAUCUAAGCGAAAGACAUCAGCAGUUGUAGCUUUUAGGGACGGUAUUCGGUCGUUUGGAGAAGAUGCUCAAACAAUAGGUGUACGGUUUCCUGCACAAAGUUAUGCUUACCUGUUAGAUUUACUUGGAAAGAGUAUAGACCAUCCAGUUGUUAAGCUUUAUCAGAAAAGAUUUCCUUAUUAUAAAAUAGAAGCAGAUCCAGUGAGAAAUACAGUAGUGUUUAGACAUGAUGAUGACACAACAUAUAGUGUUGAAGAACUAGUUGCUCAAUUAUUGUCAAAGGCUCGUGAAAUGGCUCAAAUUUCUACUGGACAGAUCAUAACAGAAUGUGUCUUAACAGUUCCUGGUUAUUUUGGUCAGGCAGAAAGACUAGCAUUGUUACAAGCUACCAGCCUAGCAGAGCUUAAACCAUUGCAGUUAAUAAAUGAUUAUUCUGCAGUUGCUUUGAACUAUGGAAUAUUUAGAAGAAAGGAAAUUAAUGAAACUUCUCAUUACAUAAUGUUUUAUGAUAUGGGGGCUCACAAAACAACAGCAACUAUUGUUGAAUACAAAAUUGUGAAGACUAAAGACAGAGGAUAUGUUGAAACCAAUCCACAAUUGCAAGUUAUUGGAGUUGGAUAUGAUAGAACUUUAGGAGGUUUAGAAAUGACCUUACGUCUUCAAAACUAUCUUGCAAAGGAAUUCAAUGCCCAGAAGAAAACAUCAAGCGACAUCACUAAAAAUGCAAGAGCUAUGGCUAAAUUAUUUAAAGAAGCUAAUCGAGUAAAAACAGUAUUAUCAGCUAACAAUGAUCAUUUCGCACAAGUAGAAGGUUUAAUAGAUGAGAAAGAUUAUAGAUUGCAGAUUACAAGAGCAACUUUUGAAGACUUGUGUAAAGACUUGUUUGAUAGAGUUACCAAACCAAUAGACAUGGCCUUAAGUAAAGCUGGACUUUCUAUGGAUAUUAUGUCUCAGUUUAUCUUAGUUGGUGCUGGAACUCGUGUUCCUAAAGUGCAGGAAGUGUUGCAUAAAAAGAUUUCUAUGGAACUUUCCAAAAAUAUCAAUGCUGACGAAGCUGCUACAUUAGGAGCCGCAUAUCGAGCUGCUGAUCUGUCUAAAGGUUUCAAGGUAAAGCAGUUCCAUGUGCGGGAUGCUGUUCUAUUCCCUAUCCAGGUGACAUUUGAGAGAGCAAGCACCGAAGGCGAUGAGCCAACCGACAAUCAAUCUACAAAGUUAUCAAAACGCACAUUAUUCGGUUCAAUGAACCCCUAUCCCCAGAAAAAAGUUAUUACUUUCAACAAACAUCAGCGCGAUUUUGAUUUCCAAGUAAAGUAUUCUUCUGCAAGUGCAAAUCAGGAAGAAAGCACCUCAAAUGAUUUCAGUGAUAUUGAUCUUAACGGAGAAAUUAUCAGUGAAGUGAAGCUUAAUGGUGUUACUGAUUUGGUGAAAGGUGUAAAGGAAAAUACAGAGGAAUCUAAAGGAAUAAAGGCCCAUUUUGAAAUGGAUGAUUCUGGAGUACUAAGGUUGCUCAAUGUUGAUUUCGUAAUCGAACGCAAAGUGGAAGAUGUAGAAGAAAGCACGCUCUCAAAACUUGGAAGCACGAUUAGCAAUCUAUUUUCAGGUAAAACUGAGAAACCAGAAACAGAAGAAGCAAAUGAGAAAGAAGUUCCAGGAACUGAAGAAACCAGUGCAGAUGAUAAAAAACUAAACAUUACAGUUACAAAUACCACUGCUAGCCAAGAAAAUGUAACGUCAACUGACACUGGUAAUAAAACGGAAUCUGCUGGAAAACCUAAAAUUGUUACAGUCAAAGAACCUGUAAAAAUGGUGAACACAUUGAAAUUGAAUCUUAUGACUGAUGAUGAUUUCCAAAAAUCUUACAAGAAAAUUGAAACUUUGAAUAAAUUAGAUGCUGAAAGGCAACACAGAGAAACAGCUUUGAACCAAUUGGAAAGUUUUGUUAUCGAAGCACAGUUGAGGAUGGAUCUUGAAGAAUAUACAGAGUGUGGCGUAGAAGAAGAAAUAGAAAAAAUUAAAACAAUGUGCUCUGAAGUCUCUGAUUGGAUUUAUGAUGAAGGUGUUGAUGCCACAGCAGAACAAUAUGAAGAUAAAUUGCAUGAAUUACAAAAAUUAACCUUAGGAAUUUAUGAAAAACAUUUUGAACACCACGAAAGGCCAGAAGCAGUGAAAGCUAUUCAUUCAAUGUUGAAUGGAUCCAGUAAUUUCCUAGCUACUGCCAAAAAUUUAACCAAAGAUGCCAAUCCAGAUAAAGAUGUAUUUACAAAAGUUGAAAUUGAAACUCUAGAAAAAAUCAUAAACGAAACAACAGAAUGGUUGGAACAAAUGAUUAAGGAGCAAGAUGAAACUAAGAAAAAUGAACCAGUUAAAUUAACCAUCAAAGCUCUUACAGACAAAAUGGCAGCUUUAGAUAGAGAAGUCAAGUAUUUAGUUAACAAAAUUAAAAUAUGGAAACCAAAAACCACAGAGAAGCCAAGAACAGCUAACGAUAGUGAAACUGUUAAAAACCCAGAAGACAUAAAGCCAAUUGUAGAAGAACCAGAAAAUGAUACAAAACCUAAUGACGAUGAAGAUAUUUUACCAUCUGAAUUUAGUGAGGAUCAAUCAGAUAACGAAAGUAAUAAAGAAAAUUUAGAAGAAACGUUAACGAAAGAUGAUAAAGAUGAUGACCAUUCAGAAUUAUAAUAAAAAAGAUAUUUAGGACUUUUUUAUUUAAAAUAAUGUUUUGUGUCAAUGUUUCAGUUAGAAUGAAUCAAGUGAUUUGCAAACUUAAUCUUUGUACAUAGCUGUCCGUAAACAA
This is a messenger RNA of Ctenocephalides felis (cat flea), 3105 nucleotides long. Its product is annotated as hypoxia up-regulated protein 1-like. The coding region runs from base 252 to 2990 and encodes 912 amino acids. Gene Ontology annotation, cellular component: endoplasmic reticulum chaperone complex. Gene Ontology annotation, molecular function: ATP-dependent protein folding chaperone; ATP binding. Lineage: Eukaryota; Metazoa; Arthropoda; Insecta; Siphonaptera; Pulicidae. The record is from RefSeq and is a predicted model, not a curated record. Gene Ontology annotation, biological process: cellular response to hypoxia; endoplasmic reticulum unfolded protein response; negative regulation of hypoxia-induced intrinsic apoptotic signaling pathway. The transcript has 11 exons.